Messenger RNA from Cydia amplana, 5103 nucleotides. RefSeq names its product neither inactivation nor afterpotential protein C (gene ninaC). Bases 33 to 4697 code for a protein of 1554 amino acids. NCBI's taxonomy places the organism in Eukaryota, Metazoa, Arthropoda, Insecta, Lepidoptera, Tortricidae. The transcript is spliced from 16 exons. The record is from RefSeq and is a predicted model, not a curated record. Gene Ontology annotation, biological process: peptidyl-serine phosphorylation; regulation of actin filament length. Gene Ontology annotation, cellular component: myosin complex. Gene Ontology annotation, molecular function: microfilament motor activity; protein binding; protein serine/threonine kinase activity.
UUUAAACAAAAAACAUCACAUGACUAACCAAAAUGACGGAUUAUUUAAAUAUAUCGUCUUUGCCAAGUCCGACGGAGAGGUACAGCCUUGAUAGAAAGCUCGGCUCCGGCAUCUUCGGCGAAGUCUUCAAAGCUUCGGACGGCGAGGCCGCUCGAAAGGCGGUCGCCAUCAAAAUACAAACAUACAACGAUGACACAGAGGUCCACAUCCAUGAAGAAUACAAAUGCCUCAGAGACCUUACCCAACAUCCUAAUCUCAUAGAUUUCUAUGGAGUAUUUUGUGAGAGGUCGGAAGGCGUUAAGAAGAUUUGGUUCGUUCUCGAGUUGUGUGAAUGCGGAUCUGUCAUCGAUAUUGUCAGAAAACUGAACGCGGCCGACAGAAAAAUGUCCGAGGAACACAUCGCUUACAUCCUCAAAUAUACGAUCAAGGCUCUGGUUUAUUUGCACGACAACAAAGUGAUGCAUCGUAAUCUGAGGUGCAGCAACAUAUUAAUAACAAAGGAUGGGGAAGUAAAGCUAUCUGAUUUUGGGUUGUCUAAGAUGUUGAAUAGUUCUCUGGACAAAGCUAGGACGAAUAUCGGAUCGCCUGGAUGGAUGGCACCAGAAGUGAUAGCUGGUGAUGGAUACGGAAACAGAGCCGAUGUGUGGGCAUUGGGAAUAACGACGAUUGAAAUGGCAGAUUCUAAAGCACCUUUUCAGGAUAUGCAUCCGACAAGGGCAUUGUUUCAAAUCGUAAGAAAUCCCCCACCUAGUGUCAAUAGGCCAGCUAUGUGGUCUAAUGAAAUUAACGACUUUAUAACAGAAUGCCUUGAGAAGAACCCUGAGCAUCGGCCAUACGCUAUGGAGUUAGAAGAACAUCCAUUUAUACAAUCUGUUCCAGAAAACGAUUUUCAUUUAACUACCGAGCUGAAAAUGUUAGCCUUCGAGUUUAAAGAUAAAGAACUUCCACGUAAACCACCAGAAAGGAUAAUCAAAAAUGGUCUUCUGACAACUGAAGGUGUAAGCGAAUCAGAGACUAUGCAAGUAGAAGACCUGGCUGCUCUAGAAGUACUCACAGAAGACAGUAUUCUAGCAGAACUGCAGACUAAACUAGCAAAAGGUUAUUUUACUUCAUUUAUUGGCGAUGUCCUUCUUAUACUCAAUCCAAAUACGCACGAAGAUAUUUACAACGAAGAAUAUCACAAAAAGUACGAAUGCAAAUCAAGAUCUGACAACGAACCUCAUAUAUUCGCUGUAGCUGACGGAGCUUAUCAAGAUGCUCUUCAUCACAAUGAACCUCAACAUAUUGUGUUUUCUGGAGAAAGUAAAUCUGGCAAAACAACCAAUAUGAAUCAUGCUUUACGGCACCUAACUCAUUUAGGAGCUAUGAAGAACAACGUUGCGGAGAGGAUUGAAAGAGCUAAGAAUGUUAUUCAAGCAGCUAUAAGUGCUGGUACCCCUAUAAACGCACACUCUACAAGAGGAAUUUUUCAGAUUCAAGUAACUUAUGGAAGUUCUGGAAAGUUAAGCGGAGCAAUAUUUUGGUUGUAUCAACUGGAAAAAUGGAGAGUCUCAUCAACGGAUAUGUCCCACGCAAAUUUCGAUCUACUUUAUUAUUUUUAUGAUGCCAUGGAAGCCGGAAACAGGCUAGAUGAACUAUCACUUGAGAAAAACAGAAAGCACCGGUAUUUAAGGAUACAAGAAGAACCAAGAAAUAUAAAAAAAUCUGUAAGAGAAACUCCAGCAGAAAAUGUUUCUAAAUAUAAGGAUUUCAUAGAAAAUCUCAAAGCUUUAGAUUGGGAACAAGAGGAUAUUAUCAUGUUUGAAACUAUUCUAGCUGCUAUUCUCACUCUUGGUAACGUCAGAUUUAAAGAUGGAAAAAAUGGAACAGCAGAGAUUGAGAAUCCUGACGAAGCUAAAAAAGUUGCCAAAUUAUUGUCUCUUGAGGAGGUAAAGUUUUUGUGGGCGCUUCUCAACUACUGUUUAAUCGAAAGAGGGACAGCAGUAAAAAGAAAACAUUCCACGGAUGAAGCUAGAGAUGCACGCGAUAUACUAGCGAGUGCAUUAUACAAACGAUUGAUCGAUUGGAUGAUUAAUUUAAUAAAUUCCAAAUUAUCUUUUAUGAGAUCAGUAUUUGGAGAUAAAUACUCAGUGAGUUUGUUGGACAUGUUUGGAUUUGAAUGCUUUCAUAGAAAUCGCUUAGAACAACUGAUAGUGAACACGACAAAUGAGCAAAUACAAUUUCUGUACAAUCAGCGAGUUUUUGCUUGGGAAAUGCAAGAAACUGCCGAGGAAGAGGUUGAUGUAGUCGCUUUACAUUUCUAUGACAAUAAGCAUUCGGUCGAUCAGCUAAUGGGAAGACCACUUGGCCUCUUCUAUAUUUUAGACGAAGCUAGUCGUACUGGAAGUGGACAAGAAUUUAUCAUGAGUACCAUUCGGACAUCCUGCAAAGGGCCAUACAUAAAGUUGUCCGGUAGCCAUGAAUUCAGCGUUGCACACUAUACAGGAAAAGUUAGUUAUGACGCCAGAGAAAUAGCCGAUAAAAAUAAAGACUUCCUGCCUCCAGAAAUGAUAGAAACCAUGAGAGCAUCAAUCAACACCACAGUUCAGGAAUUAUUUAGAAACAAAUUGACCAAAACAGGCAAUUUGACUGUAUGCUCAAGUCAGCCGAAAGUAACUGUGGUGAAGUCAAAGUCUGAAAAAGAUAUGGAAAAUACCAAAGCUCGUAAAUUUAACACAAUGUCCAAAGGACAGUUUUCACAAGUACAUAGAAUGAGAACAGCGGCUGCCACUUACCGAGCUACUAGUUUAGAGAUCCUGAAGCAGCUUUCUGUAGGUCCAGGGAGCGGGGGUACCCACUACGUUCGAUGCAUUCGGGCAGAUCUGAAUGACAACCCUAGAGGAUUUCAGACAGAAGUAGUUCGGCAGCAACUGAGAGCUCUUGCUAUCUUGGACACUGCAAAAGCAAGACGAAAUGGUUUCUCGUGUCGUAUACCUUUUGCUGAAUUUAUUAGAAGGUACCGGUUCCUAGCCUUCGAUUUUGAUGAAAAUGUAGAGGUUACAAAAGAUAAUUGCAGGUUAUUGCUGAUUAGGCUCAAAAUGGAGGGUUGGGAGCUUGGAAAGACUAAAGUAUUCUUGAAAUACUACAAUGAAGAAUUUUUAGCCAGGUUAUAUGAAACACAAGUAAAGAAGAUUAUAAAAGUUCAAUGCAUGAUGAGAGCUUACCUUGCUAGAAGAAAAGCUGUAAAGAGCAAGUCGAAAGCUCAGCACAUUAAAGAACUAAAGAAACAACAGUCUAUGAAUGUGACAGAGGAUGAUGCUGCAUUACUUAUACAGAAAGCGUACAGAGGUUACCAGGUCCGGAAAGCUUAUGGGCCCCUUAUAAGCAAAUCAACCGGUCAAAUUGAUGAAGAGACUUCAAUAUUUCUGAAGAGGUAUGCCAUGAAGUGGAAAAGCCGGUCAAUCUUCCAAGUACUGUUACAGUACAGAGCAGUUAGAUAUCAGGAUUUGGUGCAUUUUUCACAGCAGGUGCAUAUCUACAACCAGUCGUUGCUAGAAUCACUAUUAAACAGCAGUGCCUCUGUGCUUUUGGACAGAGUGGACCCUAACGCCAAAGAAAAGGAUUUCCUUGGCUCUGGCCCGCCCACCGUCUGGAAACUUCCAUUCAGGAUCGACCAGCUUCAGUACUACGAUACUUCUUAUAUGUGUGACCCGGCGGUUAAAAGCAGUGACACAUUUGCCAGUCAAUACGACUCCGACCACGAGCAAUGGGAUGAGCCGUUGCAACGGAGAUUCAGUUCAGCAUCAGCACAAACUUCGCCCAGCCUGGCCACCACGGGCACUCAGACGCUCAUAAACGUGCCGUUCUGCAGAGAUCCCACGCAGCCCGUGCCCAAAUUACCACCAGAAGAACCCCCUAAAGUAGACAGGAACCCCUCCAGAAAAGACGCUAAUCGACCCGCAGUCUACAAGAAGAAACCCAACCAUUCCACCAACACAUCUUAUUACCAGCCUCCAGCGCCUUGGGCGGGCGCCCGUGACGAUGCCAGCGAUUUAGAAAACACCAACCAAAGCUUACGAAAAACAAGCUACAGCCGAAGUCUAUACGGCGUCAAUUCUCAAAACAUGAACGACCCCAUAAGGGAACUGCAGGCGAUGGCAAAAUCAACAAGCGAUUUAAACGACGACGACCCGCCGUUCAACUUCCAGGCCAUGUUGAAGAAGACGCCGCGGAACAGGGCAUCGAUGAAACGAUUAGGUGAAACAGACAACGGAAUGUGGGAGGACAAACCAGAGCCUCGCAAGACUCCUACACCUAAACCUUCGACAAAAGGUCCGGCGCCGCCAAGGCCUAUGAGUAAAGAAUUCGUGCGACAAGACUCCAGAGAACUUGUCAUGUCGGCCGCAACAAGGAGCAGUGUUACACCUGACUUAGAUAAUCGAUCUGUAGAUAACAGAGAUGUACGAUCACCUGGUGAUAACAGAGACGUGCGAUCACCGGUAAAUAACAGAGAUGUGCGAUCACCAGUAGAAAACAGAGAUGUGCGAUCACCAGUAGAAAACAGAGAUGUGCGAUCACCAGUAGAAAACAGAGAUGUGCGAUCACCAGUACAAAACAGAGAUGUGCAAUCACCAGUAGAAAACAGAGAUAGCCGGCCACGUCAAAAAGUAGUCUUAGCACCAGGAUUCAGCGUUGAAGGAAUGGUAACAGACUUGUAAAAUAAACGAGAAUGGUAUUUUGUAAAAAAUAUAUUUAAUCCCCAAUGGAAGUCCGCAAACAUUCUCUUUUACUUUAGCAUUAUUAUGGCGUAACACUAUUAAUAUUUUUGACAUUUUAGUUUUAAAGCCACACGUUUUAUGUGAAUCAUAAGAUUUCAAUGUUAAGACUACUUAGUAGAAUAUAAUUUGAGUCUCAAUAGAGAUAAGUAUACUGAAUACAAUAUUAAAGCAGAUCAUGGCAUGUACUGACUCGCUUUCAAACAUACAUCUAUGGAUCCAUCACGUCAUAUAAAAAUAAUAAUAUCAAUUUUCACUUAGCUCAUAACUAUAGCUAUAAUCUAACUUAUCGAAAUUGCUUUGGUAACUUAUUAUAAUAAUUUUCUUAUAAUGUAUAUUGAGUGGUCGA